CAAACUCCUCAUUAACCUCUCAACCUCUCUCUCUUUCUCUAAUCAAGUUAAUUAACAAGCUCAUGGCAACAACAAGACCUUCAAACCUCUCUGAGAGGAGCAAUGGCAAUACUAGUACUCCACAUGGGAGAAGAACUCCAAGAUCAUCACCGGGACCGCGAGAUCGGAAAACACCGGAGAAGCCCAUUGCCGGCCAAGUCAAGUCUCCGGCGAGCUCUCGCGGUGAUACCACUACUAAAACUAUUAAAACACCUUCAUCUUCAACCUCAAUUGCCACCACAAAGAAACCUCUUGUAAGAUCACCAAUGCCUACCACCUUGAAAGAUAGAGCCCUGAGAGCUCCUUCUUCAUUGCCUAAAUCGACGAGUUUUUCGAGAACCAUUUUGGAUAAAACUUCGGCUUCGAAAACUCUAACUAGGAGUUCUACUACUUCAAGAUCACUUCCAUCUUCUAAAGCAAUUAAAACUCCAGUGAAGAAUAAGGUUCAUGAGAAAGUACAUGAAGAAGUGAUCAUUGAUGAUCACUCCAAUGAAACAGUUGCACCAAAUGAUACUAAUGAGGAGGAAAAGCAUGAAGAACUUGUUGAGAGUACUACUCCGGUGGCCGUCGAAGAUCAUCAUAAUGCAUUGGAGGAGAUCUCGGUGUUGCCGGAGCCAGCACCGGAGCUUCGCCAUGAAGAGUUAGCUUCGGCCGAUGUAUUAGAGACGGCUAAAGAAGAAGAUCAUGAACAACAUAAGGAAGAGAUUAUCAAAGAGGAAGACGAAAAGAAGGCCGAAGACGAACAAGUAGAUAUAGAGAUGAAAACUGAGAAUAUUGAGACGGUGAAGAAGUCGGAGGAAAUGCCGGCCGGGAGAAGGAAGGAGGCGGCACCGGACGGCAAUGCGGUGAUCGAAAAGACGGCAGGCAGGUUGGCAUCAAGGAAGAACAGGGUGUUGGCUUUGGUAGGGGCUUUUGAGACUGUUAUUUCAUUGCAGGAACCUGAAGGUGGUCAGCAAGGAAACCAUGCAGCAAAAGAAGAAGAUGAGAGCAAUAUUACACUGCAUUCAAGUCAAUCAGUAUAGACUAAAAUUAAGUCUGAUUGAUUGAACUAUUGAUUCAUUGAGGUGUUUCUUUUUCUAUGUUUGUUUAAUUUGUUAAUUUUUUUUUUCUUUGUGAAUGUUCCUUUUAUAUAUACUUGUUUG
This is a messenger RNA of Dioscorea cayenensis subsp. rotundata (Guinea yam), 1181 nucleotides long. Its product is annotated as anti-sigma-I factor RsgI2. Gene Ontology annotation, molecular function: calmodulin binding. The transcript has 3 exons. The coding region runs from base 63 to 1061 and encodes 332 amino acids. NCBI's taxonomy places the organism in Eukaryota, Viridiplantae, Streptophyta, Magnoliopsida, Dioscoreales, Dioscoreaceae. The record is from RefSeq and is a predicted model, not a curated record.